Messenger RNA from Mauremys reevesii (Reeves's turtle), 2182 nucleotides. RefSeq names its product all-trans retinoic acid induced differentiation factor (gene ATRAID). Bases 42 to 704 code for a protein of 220 amino acids. The transcript is spliced from 7 exons. Gene Ontology annotation, cellular component: intracellular membrane-bounded organelle. The record is from RefSeq and is a predicted model, not a curated record. NCBI's taxonomy places the organism in Eukaryota, Metazoa, Chordata, Testudines, Geoemydidae. Gene Ontology annotation, biological process: positive regulation of osteoblast differentiation.
CAUGACCCGCGGCCGGGUCCCGUGGGGCUGCCGAGCGGGCGAUGGGGCGGCCGGUGGCGGGCGGGCCUGGGCCCCGCGCCUGGGUCCUGCGGCUGCUGCUCGGGCUGGCGGCCUGGCGGGGCGGCGCGGCCGGGCCGAGCGCGGUGUGCAGCUGCUGCCCGGGCCCGGUGCGGAACGGCUCCAGCGUGGCCAGUUACUGCGCGGCGCGCCCGGCCUUGGAGCUGCAGGGGCGCUGCUGCCUCAGCAGGGAGCCGGAGCCGGAGCUGGGCGUCAUCGUGGGGCUGGAUCUGGGCAACUGCUCCCUGACGCUCCUCUGUGCUGGGUUCCCGGAUGCCAACACUGCUGUUGUCAUUGACCUGACCGAGAACCCCUUGGGGAACAUCCCCAACACCUCCUUCCAGGGCUUCACCAGGCUGCAGAGCAUAUCCCUGCCACGUGCCCUGGAGUGCCCUGGAGGGAACAUGGCCUGGGACCUCAACACCACCCACGGGGACAGCCGGACCUGCCAGGGACAGAGGAACUUCUGCAACAGCUCGGGGGAGCUUGCGCGGGGGCCUCGGCCCAGCCCCGAUUCCAACCGCGUCUCCUGUCUGGUUCUGCUCAGCCUGGCUGUGCCCAGAGAACUCCCAGUGCAGCCCCGACGGACCCGGGCUCGUCCAGUGCCUGUGCUCCGGGAGCUACCACGGCUACAAGUGUCUGCGUGAGGGCACCUUUCCCCUGCUGCUCUUCUAUGGGAUCCUGGGAGCCGUGACGACCACCCUGUCCCUGCUGGCCUGGGGCAGCCAGCGCCGGAAAGCCAAGGCCUCCUGAGCCCCUCCUGCAGGACGGGGAAAGGGCGGAGACCGGGCUGGGGGGCCUGCGCGGGGGCUUCUCCGCAGCCACUGAACUCGCCAUGGUGCCGCGUGCUGGCUCCUUUCAGCGCCCCGGGACGGUCCGGCUGCCCUCAUCCCCCGUUCUCUGCCAGGGGGGAGACCUGGCUCCUCGGCCCCAGGCAAAGCUCAUUCCCGGAGCGUAAAGCCCCACCCUGCGCUCCGGGCACCCUGCCUAGCCCCACCCCAGGCUCAGCCGCCCCAAUCUCCCUGCCCUGCCCCCUCACAGUGCGGAGCCUGUGGCUGGGGCAGCGGCCCCAGCCCCGAGCACAGAUCUUCUCGGAGCAGGACGUGGGUGCUGGCCUGCCAGGUCCCCCAUGGAGUGGAGGCUUCUGGGUCUGACCACCCCACCUCCCCAAAGUCACGGACCCACAGGCCUUUGGACAGUGUCUGGGAGGAGCCCUGCACUGGGCUCAGCCCCAGCUGUGGGUGACAUGGCGAUCGUGGGGGGUGGGGUCUGAUGGGGGGGGGGGGGGGGGAAAACAAGGUCUCCACAGUAAAAUUCCUUCCUGACCCCCAAAAUGGGCAUUUUGACCCCGAUCACGUGAGCAGGACGCACCAGCCGAGCAUCUGUGAAGGACAAUUUGUUGAGCCAUCCUGCUGGGGGCCCAUCUCCAGCCAUGGCCAAUCACUGACACUGGAGAAAUAAUGCCCAGAAUGCACCAGGGGAGGGCUCUGUCUUUCCUGAUGCCUGCAGGAGACCAGCUGACUCCCUGAAGCAUGAGAUCUGGGACACAACACACAGGACAUUGCCCAGGGCAGAUGGAGGCUCUGCGGCUCCCCACAGCCCCCUGCAGUCACUGCUCCCCAAGGGCUUUGCCAGCCCUGGAGCCAGGCUCCCAACCCGGGCGGCUCUGAUGGGCUGCGAGCAGUCGAAGGGCAGCAGGGAGAUGAGGAGCAUCUGCAGCCCCAGGGCCUCAGGCACAACCAGCAGGAGGAGUGCCAAGGCCGCCGGUACCAUGGCUCCAGCCAGAACAGCAGCCCCUUGCACUGCCCGGCUCUGCCUGUGACCUGGCCAAGGGGGUGGGACCUCAGGGGGAGACGAGGUGGGGCUGGCACUUGCUGGGGGAGGAGCAGUGGGUGGGGUCACAGAUAGGGCAGGGCCUCAUGGGGGGGUGCACCCCUCCAAUUUUCUGUCUAGCCCACCUCAGCCCCCCCCAGAGGGAAGAGUCUGGCACCGCCCCAGGGCCUUGCCCAGGGUAAGGCUCAUCCAAUGCAGGGUGGGUUGGUGACCUCUGCAAUAUACCCACAGGUAGGAAACUCAGCUGCAUCACUUGUCGUGGGGAGCUGCGGUCGUGCUUCCCCCUUGUCUU